Messenger RNA from Stegastes partitus (bicolor damselfish), 2701 nucleotides. RefSeq names its product adapter molecule crk-like. The transcript is spliced from 3 exons. Bases 290 to 1237 code for a protein of 315 amino acids. Gene Ontology annotation, cellular component: cytoplasm. The record is from RefSeq and is a predicted model, not a curated record. Gene Ontology annotation, molecular function: signaling adaptor activity; receptor tyrosine kinase binding. Gene Ontology annotation, biological process: cell migration; enzyme-linked receptor protein signaling pathway. NCBI's taxonomy places the organism in Eukaryota, Metazoa, Chordata, Actinopteri, Pomacentridae.
UUUUCCCCAGAUCCGCCAUUUCAGUCCCGGAGUUUCUUGUUGCACAUUAGUUUGAGUUAAUUUCUCAUUUUAUCAUAGAAGCGGUGAAGAAUUGGGAUUUUUUUUCGUGCAGCACAAGUUCUGACAACUUCACCGCCUCUUGGAAGUCGCUGAAGUCGGGGCGUUUUUCGUCUUUUCUUUUCUUUUCUUUUCCCAGCGGCGGUGUUAGUCAACCAAAGUUUUUGUAUGAGUUGCGGAUAGGGAGAGGCGAAGGGGAAAGGCCUCAAGCCUCGCACACUGUUCCGCAGCCAUGGCCGGUAAUUUUGAUGCCGAGGACCGUGCUAGCUGGUACUGGGGCAGACUGAGCCGCCAGGAAGCCGUUUCCCUCCUGCAGGGACAGAGGCACGGCGUUUUCCUGGUCAGGGACUCCAUCACCAGCCCCGGGGACUACGUGCUGUCCGUCUCAGAGAACUCCAAAGUGUCCCAUUAUAUAAUCAACAGCUUCAGCAACAACCGGCAGUCCGGCUCAGGUUUGGCUCCUCCUCGGUUUCGGAUCGGGGACCAGGAGUUCGACGCGUUGCCGGCCCUGCUCGAGUUCUACAAGAUCCACUACCUGGACACCACUACUCUCAUAGAGCCUGUCAGCAAGGCCAAGCACACGGGAUUCAUCAGCUCCUCCGCUGGCGUCCCGCAGCAGCCCGAGGAGGCCGAGUUCGUCCGGGCGCUGUUCGACUUCCCCGGCAACGACGAGGAGGAUCUCCCCUUCCGCAAAGGAGACGUCCUGCGUGUCCUGGAGAAGCCCGAAGAACAGUGGUGGAACGCUGCUAGCCAGGAGGGCCGGGUUGGGAUGAUCCCCGUGCCCUACGUGGAGAAGUACCGACCCGCCUCGCCCACUGCUUCCGGCCUGGGACCCCCUGCUGUGGGGACUGGACAGGUUGGAGGGCUAGCGGGGAGCACAGAUGGAACGGGGGUUCCUCAGACCAACCCCCUGGGGGACCCGGGCCAGUACGCUCAGCCUGUGGUCAACACUCAGCUUCCCAACCUACAGAACGGGCCUGUGUUUGCCCGAGCCAUUCAGAAGAGGGUGCCCAACGCCUACGACAAGACGGCGCUCGCUCUGGAGGUGGGAGACAUGGUGAAGGUGACCAAGAUCAACGUGAACGGCCAGUGGGAGGGCGAGUGUAAAGGCAAGCGAGGCCACUUUCCCUUCACCCACGUCCGACUGUUGGAACAGCACCAUCCUGACGACGAGAGCUGAGAAGCACGCGUCCUCGCCUCCAGCACACUCCUCUGGCCAUUUGUCACACUCGGAAACACAAAGAUUUAUACAAGCACACAGCAUAUGAACCUACGAGCUGAAGCGGUCGGCCUCCCCGGGCCCUGCCAGCACAAGGCGUGUUGGCUGAUCUUGCCUAAAGUCAUUUUCAUGGACGUCAGUCAUGCUAAGAGUUUACACUAAGGUCAGACGGAUAUCGGUUUGCCUAUAUUAGCUUCUUAUUUUUGUUGUCUUUAAGUCACCUGACCAAGCGUCACUGUUGGCUUCUUCCUUGUCGACGCCACUUCAGACACCUGGCACAACACAGUUUUGUUUUUUUUCCAAGUAGAUGGCAUCGUUUAUUGGUUUAGUGAUGUUUUAUUUUAAAGUGGCACAGCUAGAAUCACACUGGAAGGUCAGCUAUCAGUUUCACAUCUGUGCAUCCAGCAGAAAUGAGUCGGCAAAGAACGAGACUAUAACAACAAGUAGCUGCAUCCACUGUUUGUGUCACGUCAGUUGAACAGAUACAGGAGCAUUAAGACUUUGUUUUUAGGGCGCUUUUUUACAUUUAACCUUUUCGGUCCGGCUCAAACUAACUAGUGCGUUCACCUGGACAGUGGACACAAUGCGGGAAGAGUCCGGCUUUGGUUCAGUCGUACUCUGGAGCAGCUUGUUUGUGGUUCAAAAGCACAGCGGGUCAAUAAGAAGGUCCUGACCAAAGACACUUGUGCAGGUUUCCUCCAGGAGUCGUCAGAAACGCGCUGAUUAAAUUCUCCAAAGUAGCUUCGACCAGGACGCUGGCUCAGAGCGCAGCAGCUGCUGAUACUACAGACAGGUUAAAUGUCUCUAUGAGGACCAGUAAAGGAUGACUUUAACAGGAUUUUUAAAUUAAAUUAAACGUGAUUUAGUCUCUACUGAUUGUGAACUGUCAAGAUGAUCUCCUCAUCAGUCUAUAAAGUGAGCUAUAUAAGUUUGCAAGAUAAUCUGGUAAACUGACUUCUCCUCUAGCCAAAGGAGAGUGAGCAGCGCCAAAGAGAAAAGAAAAACUGAACACUUUUAUUUGUGUAGGUUUCAUUUACUCAAGCAUAAUGUACGUUUUGGUUCAUCAACUGGUCCGAAGUAACAAGAAAGUGCUGAAGUUUCUGCCAUUUCAGGCCUGAAAAAAUCCUGUCUUCCAUUAGUGAACAUGAAUGAAGUCAGAUUGAUCCUCCCCGUGUGCUAAGCAGCUAUUCAUUUAACAGCAGGUGAAGCAAAGCGAACACAACGCUUCUGUUUGAGCCCUGCUUCCUCCUAACAAGCACUGCAAUCGAUGUCUUAACUAAUGUUUGUGUCUUCGGGAUGACGCUUCAUAUCACUGCACAGCUGUUGGUAUUAAACUCAUGUCAGCAGAAAAUGGACCAAAAGGUGAAAAAAAGUUUAUUUUGGUUGUUUGGUCCGGACCGAAUAAAUCCAGCCACAGGCGUGAAA